AUGACGGCAACAACACAGCUGGCUAGUGUUCUAGUAGCUCGCUUUCUUCGUUCGAAUAAUUAUACAGAGACCCUGAACGUAUUCAUCCGAGAAGCGGGACUUCCAGCCGACGCGGGGCAACCGGAUGGUAAGACCGACAAGAGCGAGUGGACCAUCGAGGGGGUCCUUCAGGAGAAACAAGUAUUUGAUGAGAGCGUAAAAUUCGAGCGAUACGGUCAAAGCGAAGAGAAAGACGUCUGGACGGUUCCAGCACCCUCAACACCAAACGUCAUUCAAACACCAACCUCCGCCAAUCUCCUAGCAUGUUCGGUAGAGCCCUGGCAGAAUCCUAGCCAGAAGGAGAAUCAAGAUGACCCGUCACAUUACAUCGUCGCCACGGGCGCAGAUAGACAAGUGCACCUUUUCAAGACAGACGAUGGCAACGACGUCGUAACUUCGUUUACUGGACAUUCUGAUUCCCCGGUGCUAUCAUACGCGCCUAUCCAAAAUGGAAAAUACGUCCUUAUGACCAAUAUGUCCGGCCAGCUUCUUCUCCAACGGGGUGCCGAGAUUCUGUCCCGCCGUAAAGACCAUGCCAAGUAUGCAGUCAAGGUGAUUGCGUAUGAAGAUGGCCAGCCCGGACCUACAUCGCAAGUCGUAUGGGUCGCUACCGCUGGCUGGGACUCCAAGAUCUUACUCUACCGUCUCCGUAUCCCCAGCAGAGCAGGAGAUCCAGACUCCGCGGAGCUCAACGAGCCCAUCGCCCACAUCAACCUGCUCACCAACCCAGAAUCGAUCCUCUUCGUCCGCCACCCAGAUACCCAGGAACUCGUCCUGAUCGCUUCGCGGCGCGACUCAACCUAUCUCUUCUACUACGGCAUCACGUCAUCGACGCCUACCGAGUCGCCCAGCGAGUGCAAACGCCUCGGCAAGCAGAACCUAGCCCCUCACUCAAACGCCUGGGUGGCGUUCUCUCCUUCCUGCCUUGCUCUGAACCCGCACGAUCCCGGCCUCAUAGCCGUCGCGGCAUCGACCCUCCCGCACAUGAAAGUCAUCAUAGUGCGCCUCCUAUUCCCGAAGCAGGAGUUGUUGGGGACUCCGCCCAUGGGCAGUACGUCCGCGGAGCCAGAGACACAAGCCACGCAGGCCUUUGCGGCGCUUGCGCUUCAGAACCGCGAAGAUGCAGCCAUCAUGAUCCAAGCGAAUACGUUUGCGCCGCAGACGGUCUACUCCACUCCGCAGGUGGUUUGGCGGCCUGAUGGGUCGGGGGUGUGGGUGAAUGGGGACGAUGGGGUGAUUCGGGGGGUGGAGACUAUGACGGGGAAGGUGACGGCGAUGUUGAAAGAUGGGCAUCAGGUUGGAUCGAAGGUACGGGCUAUCUGGGCUGGUUGGGUUGAGGUGCAGCGAGAUGGCAAGGUGGUGAAAGAGGAGUGGCUUGUUAGUGGUGGGUUUGAUAAGAGGCUUAUUGUUUGGAGGGUGUAG
Messenger RNA from Aspergillus viridinutans, 1461 nucleotides. RefSeq lists its product as uncharacterized. Gene Ontology annotation, molecular function: protein binding. The coding region runs from base 1 to 1461 and encodes 486 amino acids. The record is from RefSeq and is a predicted model, not a curated record. The transcript has 2 exons. NCBI's taxonomy places the organism in Eukaryota, Fungi, Ascomycota, Eurotiomycetes, Eurotiales, Aspergillaceae.